Molecule: messenger RNA, 711 nt
Organism: Cooperia oncophora
Lineage: Eukaryota; Metazoa; Nematoda; Chromadorea; Rhabditida; Trichostrongylidae
Source: the annotation of a GenBank genome assembly
CUGUCGCUUCUUGUCAUUCCUUUUUUCGUUGAUUUUUGGAGCAACUUCCGACUCUUACCUAGUCCCCCUGGGAGAGUUCUUUUCAGCACUUCUUGUCUUAUAACAGCACGUGUUUCUUACCACUUUAUCUUAGCUGCGUCAGCCUUACGCCAUUGUCAGCUAUGUACCAUUUCUCAGGCGCAAGCGAUACCUACGCAACCGUUCUCUCCUCCUGCAUUCGUUGCACCGCCACCACCGCUACCAACCAAACCCCCUGUGCAGCACACUUCCGCAACACAGGUAGCGGACCCCUUCGCUCCAGUUUCUGCCAAAAGCGCAACAACGGAGUUCGAUCCUUUUGCUGAUUUUGAUGCGAAAUUCAGCGAACUUGUUUUGAAGAGCUCGUCUACUGUUAAUGCGUUUGAAUCGCCUUUGCCAGUUCAACCGCUUCCAAAAUCCGCUACGGUAGACACUUCGUUCCCUAUUCCACAACCGGCGAACACCUCACAACUUUUUAAUCCAUUCCAAUCCCAAGCAUCAGAGGAUACACAAUCAUUGAAUGCUGCUACCUUCUGCGAACGGGCACCUAUUACGAGAAAUUGUGACAAUAGUGACAAAUACAGUGCUCUCGCUGAACUGGACCAGAUGUUCCAUCAUAGCGGUCGUCCCAACGCAGCCGGUGGAGAAAAGCCACCAUGGCUGCCAAGUGGUAAGUCAGCAGCUAUUGCUUGA